Messenger RNA from Drosophila biarmipes, 1036 nucleotides. Its product is annotated as seminase. The record is from RefSeq and is a predicted model, not a curated record. Bases 44 to 937 code for a protein of 297 amino acids. Gene Ontology annotation, biological process: proteolysis. The transcript has a single exon. NCBI's taxonomy places the organism in Eukaryota, Metazoa, Arthropoda, Insecta, Diptera, Drosophilidae. Gene Ontology annotation, molecular function: serine-type endopeptidase activity.
AUAUCUAGUAAGUCUGGAACACCGGGUAGAACCAGUUGCUGUGAUGAAUUUUCUUAAGGAAAUCCUUUGGAUACCCAUUCUCCUCGCCAACAUAGAGCUAGUCACCUCCAGUUGGUGGAAUUCCUCAGCCCACUACUUGCAUGCAAGGCCUCCGGUGAAAACGGUGAAUAACAAUGGCUUGAGGACGACGGAGGGUGGCCAUGUGGGCUCCUGGCUGCUGAGGAUCAUGGACGGCGAUAAGUUCGUCUGCGGCGCCUCCUACUACAGUGCUCUCUACGCCCUGAGCUCGGCGAACUGCCUGCACAGCCAGAGGUCGAGGCUGCCAUCACUCAGUGUGGAGUUCCUCACGCCGGACCUCCAGCAGGAGGAUCAGGAGGACUCGGAUGCCCGCUCCUUCGCGCUCAUCCGCAAGGUUGUCACAUCGAACGAAUGGCGCUGGCCGGAAACCUUCAUGGAUGUGGCUGUGGUCAAGCUGAGCCACCGCCUGCGUGGCAAUCUGAAAGAUUUCGUGAAGCUCUGCACCAAGCCGCUGAGUUCGUACCAUGUCCUCUCAGUGGUCUCCUGUGGAGCAGGACUCACGGAAGACGUGAAAACUGAAGGAGUCACCGUGCUCAACCGCCUGGACUGCGAGUCCCAGUACGGCAGUGUGAUCCUGGGCGAAACUGUGGCCUGUGCCAAGGAAUCCAAGACCAUGCCCGGUUGCAUGUUUAGCCCCGGAUGUCCGGUGACCGCUGGAGAUGAGCUCUGUGGGAUCGUGGCCUGGGGUCCUGCCUGCAAGAGACGCGGAAUGCCGGGGAUCUUCACCGAUGUCCACCAGGUUCAAGGGUUUAUCUCGAGGGCGAUCACUGGAAGGGGCAGGGUCAGUGGUAGUGGCCACCGGAAAGUCGAGUCAAAUGAUGUUCCAGCGUGGCACUCGGGCUUCUGGAUAAGCCGAUAAAGUAAAUUUGAAAAUAUUUUCUUUUCUUUCACAAAACGUAAGAAUUUGUAUGAUUCAAAUAAAUCAAGUAAUCGUGUAUAGACCACGUUGAAUAUUUUA